Molecule: messenger RNA, 2033 nt
Organism: Onychostoma macrolepis
Lineage: Eukaryota; Metazoa; Chordata; Actinopteri; Cypriniformes; Cyprinidae
Gene: gyg1b
Product: glycogenin 1b
Exons: 7
Coding region: 122-1087 (321 amino acids)
Cellular component (GO): cytoplasm
Molecular function (GO): glycosyltransferase activity
Source: RefSeq, a predicted model, not a curated record
UAUAUGGUGAAGGUCCGCGAUGGUAUAAAUGAACUCAGGACGUGAUACAGAGUCUCUUUUAUUGAAGUGACACUGCUGUUCUGGGAGUCGAGCUACAAAGUAGCUUUGACAAAUAACGAGCAUGGCAGAACAGGCAUUUGUCACUUUGGCCACAAAUGAUAGCUAUGCAAGAGGAGCUAUGGUGCUUGGAAAAUCCCUUAGGAACCACAAGACUUCAAAAAAGCUGGUGGUGCUCAUUGGGCCACAUUUGUCUGAUCAGUCAAGGGCAGUGCUUCAUAAGAUCUUUGAUGAAGUCAGGCUAGUGGAUGUGUUGGACAGUGGGGACACAGCGCACUUGGCCAUGAUGAAGAGACCUGAUCUGGGUAUCACUUUCACCAAGCUGCACUGCUGGACUCUCACACAUUACUCCAAGUGUGUGUUCAUGGACGCAGACGCACUGGUGGUAUCAAACAUAGAUGAGCUGUUUGACAGAGAGGAGCUGUCUGCGGCUCCAGACCCCGGCUGGCCUGAUUGUUUUAACUCUGGUGUGUUCGUGUUUCGCCCGUCCAACGAAACCUACGGCAAACUUCUGCAGUAUUGCACAGAGCAUGGCAGCUUUGACGGAGGGGACCAAGGAGUUCUGAACGGCUUCUUCAGCGACUGGGCAACAGCCGACAUCAACAAACACCUUCCUUUCAUCUAUAACAUGAGCAGCAUAGCCAUCUACACAUACCUUCCUGCGUUUAAACAAUAUGGUGCAAAUGCAAAGGUUGUGCACUUCUUGGGCCAGAUGAAGCCGUGGAGCUAUACGUAUAACCCCACGCAGAGGAAACUGAGAGGAAACGUACAGGCCUCGUCUCAGUCCGACUUCCUGCUGCAGUGGUGGGCUCUGUACUGCGCCGAGGUGCUGCCCAUGCUGAUCCGAGAGUAUGGAGACCAGCCCUUCAACUCCGGCUGUGAGGAGGAUGCUGCGGAGAGCGGGGAGUGUGUUGAGCCGCUCGUGUCCUCAGCGGAGCGCAAGCAGAGGUGGGAGCAGGGCCAGGCCGACUACAUGGGAAUAGACUCUUUUGACAACAUUCAGAAGAAGCUUGACGUUUUCCUGAAAUAAAAAGUGGAAAUGUCAAAGUAAUUUGAGAGGGUAUUCAGCUAUGCAAGACUGUCACACUGUGGCCCGCUAACACGUCACACUCUUUGUCUUUUUCAUUCAAGCAUUUAAUGCUAACUUUACCUUUGAACCUCAUGCAAAAUGUGAAUUCUGGCAGUGCAUGGCAAUUUUAAUAGAUGAAGGCACUUUUGGGCCAGCUUUCUCUAUCACAUGCUCAAAGUGUCCAUGUUUGAAAUGCACUUUCAGUCAUUUUUCUGGACUUAUACUGACACCUAGAGGUGUGGAUUCCUGAACGUGUAACAUGCCAAUGUACAAAUGCUCAAUUUGCAGUGAUAAAUAUAUACAAUUUACUAACAAAAGUCCAGUAUUGGGGUUCCUGGGUAACCCAGAUACUACUGUUAGUAUUGAGGUGACAUGUUCAAUGUACAUAAAACAGCUUUUAUGAGUCUACUGGUGUAACUGGAGUGAGUUUCAUCUCACAUGUACAUGGUUUUAAACUUUUAAACAACAGAAAAAAGAGAUCUGUGCACCUUUAACUAGAGCACAUCAUGUUGCCAAUCCUACCAAUUUUAAAUAAAAUAUUCUUACUUUUUCAUAAAGAAAAUCUAAUUCAGAAUAUGUGGUUAUAUUUUUAAUUCUCUUUUAGAAAACAAAAGCUUCUCUUUUUCGUCACCUGUUGUUGAUUCGUGCCUUAAUGUUUGACUUUUUAAAGGCUUUAUGCUCUUGAAUGUUGGUCUGGUUGACUAUGUUCACAUGCUGGAUGGUGCAUGUUCUCUGGUUUACUGUCUUCUCACUGUGCAGUCUAUUGUCACAUAUAUUUCUUUUUAUAUCUUUGCGUUUUUCUUUUGUCUUUUUGUAUCUCUGUUUUCUUUUAUUCAGUGUUACAGGGCCAUUGUCCCCUCUGGCUACAAAAUAAAACUUUCAAAAUUAUUACGUGUGAUAUUAUAUC